Messenger RNA from Leptonychotes weddellii (Weddell seal), 4554 nucleotides. NCBI's taxonomy places the organism in Eukaryota, Metazoa, Chordata, Mammalia, Carnivora, Phocidae. The record is from RefSeq and is a predicted model, not a curated record.
AGGACUCCUCGCCUGGCUCGGAAGGUUUUGUGGUGCAUCCCUGAGCAUGAGCGCAGAAUGAAGCGACGUUUGGAUGACCAGGAGUCACCGGUGUAUGCGGCCCAGCAGCGUCGGAUCCCUGGUAGCACAGAGGCUUUUCCUCACCAGCACCGGGUGCUUGCCCCUGCCCCUCCUGUGUAUGAAACAGUGUCCGAGACCAUGCAGUCAGCCACGGGAAUUCAGUACUCCGUGACACCCAGCUAUCAGGUUUCAGCAGUGCCCCCGAGCUCUGGCGGUCACGGGCCCAGCAUCACAGCGGUUCACAGUGGCCACCAUCACCCGGCCGCUGUGCAGCCCCAUGGAGGCCAGGGGGUCCAGAGUCACGCUCAUCCCGCCCCGCCAGUCACACCAGUGCAGGGACAGCAGCAAUUUCAGAGGCUUAAGGUGGAAGAUGCGCUGUCCUAUCUUGACCAGGUGAAGCUGCAAUUUGGUAGUCAGCCUCAGGUCUACAAUGAUUUCCUUGACAUCAUGAAGGAAUUUAAAUCUCAGAGCAUUGACACUCCAGGAGUGAUUAGUCGUGUGUCCCAGCUGUUCAAAGGCCACCCUGACCUGAUUAUGGGCUUCAAUACCUUCUUGCCCCCUGGCUACAAGAUUGAGGUGCAAACCAAUGACAUGGUGAACGUGACAACUCCUGGCCAGGUUCAUCAGAUCCCCACCCAUGGCAUCCAGCCCCAGCCUCAGCCACCACCCCAGCAUCCUUCCCAGCCUUCAGCCCAGUCAGCCCCAGCUCCUGCCCAGCCAGCUCCUCAGCCCCCACCUGCCAAAGUCAGCAAGCCUUCCCAACUACAAGCACAUACUCCAGCCAGUCAGCAGACUCCCCCUCUCCCACCGUAUGCAUCCCCGCGCUCUCCACCUGUUCAGCCUCAUACACCAGUGACAAUCUCGUUGGGAACGGCCCCAUCCUUGCAGAACAAUCAGCCUGUGGAGUUUAAUCAUGCCAUCAACUAUGUUAAUAAAAUCAAGAACAGGUUCCAGGGCCAACCAGACAUCUACAAAGCGUUCCUGGAGAUUUUGCACACAUAUCAGAAAGAGCAACGAAAUGCCAAGGAAGCUGGAGGAAACUACACUCCAGCAUUGACUGAGCAGGAGGUCUAUGCCCAGGUGGCUCGUCUUUUUAAAAAUCAGGAAGAUCUGUUGUCAGAGUUUGGACAGUUCCUACCAGAUGCCAACAGCUCUGUGCUUUUAAGCAAAACAACGGCUGAGAAGGUUGAUUCCGUGAGAAAUGACCAUGGAGGCACUGUGAAGAAGCCGCAGCUGAACAACAAGCCACAGAGGCCCAACCAGAAUGGCUGCCAGAUCCGUCGGCACUCAGGAUCGGGAACCACCCCUCCGGUAAAGAAGAAACCUAAACUGCUCAGCUUAAAGGAUUCUUCCAUGGCAGAUGCCAGCAAGCAUGGUGUAGGAACAGAAUCAUUAUUUUUUGAUAAGGUCCGAAAGGCUCUGCGGAGUGCAGAGGCCUAUGAGAAUUUCCUGCGCUGUCUUGUUAUCUUUAACCAGGAGGUGAUCUCUCGGGCUGAGCUUGUACAGCUAGUCUCUCCUUUCCUGGGGAAAUUCCCUGAAUUGUUUAAUUGGUUUAAGAACUUUCUGGGCUAUAAGGAGUCUGUACAUCUGGAAACCUUUCCAAAGGAACGAGCCACAGAGGGCAUUGCCAUGGAGAUAGAUUAUGCCUCUUGUAAACGGUUGGGCUCUAGCUAUCGAGCCCUACCAAAGAGUUACCAGCAGCCCAAGUGUACAGGACGGACUCCUCUCUGUAAAGAGGUUUUAAAUGAUACUUGGGUUUCCUUCCCUUCCUGGUCUGAGGACUCCACCUUUGUUAGUUCCAAGAAAACCCAGUAUGAAGAACACAUCUAUCGUUGUGAAGAUGAACGCUUUGAGCUUGAUGUAGUUUUAGAGACCAAUCUGGCAACGAUCCGGGUUCUGGAAGCAAUACAGAAGAAGCUUUCUCGCUUGUCUGCUGAGGAACAAGCCAAAUUUCGCUUGGACAACACCCUUGGGGGCACAUCGGAAGUUAUUCAUCGAAAAGCACUCCAGAGGAUAUAUGCUGAUAAAGCAGCUGACAUCAUUGAUGGUCUGAGGAAGAACCCUUCCAUUGCCGUCCCAAUUGUCCUUAAAAGGUUGAAGAUGAAAGAGGAAGAAUGGCGAGAAGCUCAGAGAGGCUUUAACAAGGUGUGGAGAGAGCAAAAUGAGAAAUACUACCUGAAGUCUCUGGACCACCAGGGCAUCAACUUUAAACAGAAUGACACCAAGGUCCUGAGGUCAAAGAGCUUACUCAACGAGAUUGAGAGUAUCUAUGAUGAGAGGCAAGAGCAGGCUACAGAAGAUAAUGCCGGUGUACCUGUUGGCCCGCACCUCUCACUUGCCUACGAAGACAAACAGAUCCUGGAAGAUGCCGCUGCUUUGAUUAUCCACCACGUGAAAAGGCAGACCGGCAUUCAGAAGGAGGACAAGUAUAAAAUCAAGCAGAUCAUGCAUCAUUUCAUUCCAGAUCUGCUCUUUGCUCAGAGAGGUGAUCUCUCAGAUGUGGAGGAAGAGGAAGAAGAAGAGAUGGAUGUAGAUGAAGCCACAGGGGCAGCUAAGAAGCACAAUGGUGUUGGGGGCAGUCCCCCUAAGUCCAAGCUACUGUUUAGUAACACAGCAGCUCAGAAAUUAAGAGGGAUGGAUGAAGUAUACAACCUCUUCUAUGUUAAUAACAACUGGUAUAUCUUCAUGCGACUGCACCAGAUUCUCUGCUUGCGGCUGCUGCGGAUUUGUUCCCAAGCUGAACGGCAAAUUGAAGAAGAAAACCGAGAGAGAGAGUGGGAACGGGAAGUGCUGGGCAUAAAACGAGACAAGAGCGACAGCCCUGCCAUCCAGCUACGUCUCAAAGAACCUAUGGAUGUUGACGUAGAAGAUUAUUACCCAGCUUUCCUGGAUAUGGUGCGGAGCCUGCUGGAUGGCAACAUAGACUCGUCGCAGUACGAAGAUUCACUAAGAGAGAUGUUCACCAUUCACGCCUACAUUGCCUUCACCAUGGACAAAUUAAUCCAGAGCAUUGUCAGACAGGUGAGGGCACAGUGGAGGCUAGGUUUGGUGAGGGAAGAAAGCGAGCAUUGGGCUUCUCUGCUUUGUAGGAAUCUGAGGCGGAUCCGGAAAUGUCAGCGUGGUCGAGAACAGCAGGAAAAGGAAGGGAAGGAAGGAAACAGCAAAAAAACCAUGGAGAAUGUGGAUAGCCUGGAUAAACUGGAGUGUAGAUUCAAGUUGAAUUCCUACAAGAUGGUGUAUGUGAUCAAGUCAGAGGACUACAUGUAUCGGAGAACUGCCUUGCUCCGGGCUCAUCAGUCCCAUGAACGUGUAAGCAAGCGGCUACAUCAGAGGUUCCAGGCCUGGGUAGAUAAAUGGACCAAGGAGCAUGUGCCCCGUGAAAUGGCAGCAGAGACCAGCAAGUGGCUCAUGGGUGAGGGGCUGGAGGGCCUGGUGCCCUGUACCACCACCUGUGACACAGAGACCCUGCACUUUGUGAGCAUUAACAAGUACCGUGUCAAAUAUGGCACAGUGUUCAAAGCCCCGUAACUGCAAAGCGAGAGCAGAUAACUUGAGGGGGGUGUGUGUGGGGAGCGCGUGCACUCACGCACACUGAAGAAACAAGGAAGAUGCCUUUCAAGCCUCACUGGGCCUCUCUGGGACAUGGCCACCUGAUCAGUGUGUGGCUGGUGCAACCUGGCACCAAGUGGGCUACAUAUAAGGAACGUGGAUACCUUACAAAGCCGGAGCUGGAACUUUUCCUAAGGGGUCUGGGGUAUUAGCCUGCCCCGGAGGGGAAGGAAAUCCAUGCAAGCACAGAGACAUGCAGCUUGCUUGCACACACCAGCAGAGCCAAGACUGGAGUCUCCUGGGGCCUGACCUUCGAUGAAGGAGCCAGAUGCUGUUCACACCUUGACUGGAUGGGCGUGCACUGACAGACUGGGGAAGGACUCACCGCUCAGAUGGAUUGUAACUCUGAUGGUCACUGCUCCUCUCCUCUCCCCCCAAAAGGAAAAAAAAACUGGAUUUGAUUUUUUUUUUUUUUUUUUUCCCUCCUGGUCACUCAAGCACAUCUAGAUCACCCAUUAGAUUUUAUCUGGGACCUGCAGUUUGGCUUUGGGAUUGAUCAUCUUGUGGGUUUUUCCUGAUGAAUCCCUCGCUGCCCACCCUUUACACUCUCCUCUGGUUCUCAGCCUCAGCAAGUUCAAAUCCGUCGUCCUUUUUAGCUCCCGUGGAACUGUUUUGUACCUGCUUCUUUACUAGUCUACCCUAGUGCCAUCCACCAGCUUUACUCUCUGACACACACACACACACGCACACAAUUUUAACUUGGUUUUUCUUUUUCUUUUUUUUUGUAAAUAAUGUACAUACUGUCGAUUUUUUAUUAAAAGAAAUAUGCUUUGAUGUGCUAGCACAACUGCUCUAGCUUCUUGUGUACCAUAGUUCCAUGUGGCUUCAGAUUUAGUACCUAUGAACAGAUGUACAAGACAUUUAUUACACUUUUUACCAAAGGGA